Molecule: messenger RNA, 952 nt
Organism: Ostrinia furnacalis (Asian corn borer)
Lineage: Eukaryota; Metazoa; Arthropoda; Insecta; Lepidoptera; Crambidae
Gene: CHMP2B
Product: charged multivesicular body protein 2b
Exons: 6
Coding region: 140-772 (210 amino acids)
Biological process (GO): vacuolar transport
Source: RefSeq, a predicted model, not a curated record
GUCAUGUGUUGAUGUGAUGAAAUCAUGCAAAAUUAAAUAAAAUUUUGUUGUGAAAUAUUGUAUUAGUCAUCCAAGUUGUGACAAUAUUUUUGUUUAAACAUAAAUCCUCUUAUAACAAACUUAAUAAAUCUACAUAGAAAUGAAUUUUUUUAGAAAGGAACCCACAGUAAAAGAACAGCAAAGACAAAAUGAGAGAGAACUUAGAAAGGCCACUAGGGAUUUGGAACGGGAUAAAGCAAAGCUAGAGAGAGAAGAAAAGAAAUUGGAAAUGGAUAUUAAGAAAAUGGCUAAUGAAGGCAAUAAUGAUGGAUGUAAAAUAUUGGCUAAGCAAUUGGUGCAAUUAAGAAAGCAGAAAAAUAGAAUAUACUCCGCUAACAGUAAGAUAUCAAAUGUUCAACUCCACAACAAGACGAUGGGAGCGAACAUAGCCAUAGCGGGUGCGAUGGGCACCACGGCCAAGACAAUGGGCAACAUGAACAAGGUCAUGAACCCGCAUCAAAUCGCCAAGGACAUGGAAGCGUUCCGACAGGCGAAUGCCAAGAUGGACAUGACCGAUGACAUGAUUUCAGACACUCUUGAUGACAUCAUGAACGAAUCUGGCGACGAAGAAGAAUCUGAGGGAAUUGUCAACCAAGUGCUUGAUGAAAUUGGCAUUGAAAUUAGUGGCAAGAUGGCCGACGCACCGUCAGUAGCUCGGAACAAGAUUGGCGCUUCGACUACCGAUGACGACAAGGAAAUCAUGGCUCAGCUCGCGAGACUUAAAUCCACAUAAUUAUGGAUUUAUUCGAUGAUUACGUUCACAUAUUUAUUAGGAAAUUAUUAUCUUUGAAAGUACUAUUUGCGAUCUUUUGUAAAGGUUCCAAUUCCAAAGUUAUUACUUCGUUAAACAACUGAUACUAAAAUCGUGGUAUGUAAUGUAAUAGUAAUAAGUUGUUUUGUUAAAUCAUGAUAA